AUGAAGGAACCCGUCAAGCCAACGGUCAAACUAGCUGAAAUUCCUCCACGAGAGCCGAGAUUCACACCGGAGCAAGAGCGAAUCUACGCGAGACUCAGCGUUCAUGAUCCAUUUAAUAUGUUGAGCGAGCAGCACAAGGCAAAUCUCAUCCAGCUGAUGACCCACGGACUUGGGUACCGUCCAAUUCAAUUAUCUUGA
Caenorhabditis elegans is the source of this 198-nucleotide messenger RNA. RefSeq names its product Transposase (gene Y38H6C.4). Lineage: Eukaryota; Metazoa; Nematoda; Chromadorea; Rhabditida; Rhabditidae. The transcript has a single exon. The record is from RefSeq and is marked reviewed. Bases 1 to 198 code for a protein of 65 amino acids.